Messenger RNA from Gossypium raimondii (Peruvian cotton), 1612 nucleotides. Its product is annotated as putative methylesterase 14, chloroplastic. The transcript is spliced from 5 exons. Bases 388 to 1425 code for a protein of 345 amino acids. Lineage: Eukaryota; Viridiplantae; Streptophyta; Magnoliopsida; Malvales; Malvaceae. The record is from RefSeq and is a predicted model, not a curated record. Gene Ontology annotation, biological process: salicylic acid metabolic process; jasmonic acid metabolic process. Gene Ontology annotation, molecular function: methyl indole-3-acetate esterase activity; methyl jasmonate esterase activity; methyl salicylate esterase activity.
CAAAGCAUUCAAAGUCUCUGUCUUUACCGUUGAUAGAAUUUGUAUCCAAACCACAAUAAAUGUCACUUAAUUUUAGUUGGCUGCCUCUGAAUUAAGCAGCUCUCAACACAUUUGUUUAAUGUUUUUUUUAUAUGCAUUUAUAACCUACUUCUUCUAACUCUUUAUUUUUCUCCUCUUUCUUCUUAUCUCUUUUUUCAACGAAUUCUAAAUGUAAAUAAUGAAAUCUUGAAGCUGAAAGGUUUUUGCCGUAUACUAAUUUUUGCUCACUGAAAAAAAACCCAUCUUUCCUGGGAAAUCUCUUGACUUUCUUCAACUUUCCUAGCAGAAAUGAUCCUUUAGCUUUCUGGGUUGUGUUAAAAAAAAACUUGUUUUGAGGUGUUGUGAAGAAUGGGUAAUAUCAUUUACAGGAGAAAGAAGGAUAGCAAAGAAAAUAAUGGAUCAAGAAGUAGGAGAAUUGGGGGAAGGUCUCAGAGGAAAAUGGCUGCAGAAGAAGAGCUUUUGCAUAGACAAGCUUUGUCUAUGGUUCUUCAUCAGCACCAAUUGUCUCAGAGAUUUGAUGGAUCCAUGUCCAGGAGAAUUGGCUCUACCAGCUCUAGAAGACACACUGAUCCAUUAGCUAAUAAUGAAAAAAAGGUGGUGGAAUCUCUUGAAAAUAUCAAGUUUAGAAGAGUUGUUCUGAUACAUGGAGAAGGGUUUGGAGCAUGGUGUUGGUAUAAAACAAUUGCUCAGUUGGAGGAAGUGGGUCUUUUACCUACUGCGAUGGAUCUGACCGGUUCCGGUAUUGAUCUGACAGAUACAAACACUGUCACUACAUUAGCUGAAUAUUCAAAACCAUUGAUUCAAUAUCUAGAGGCCCUUCCCGAAGACGAGAAGGUUAUUUUGGUGGGUCAUAGCAGUGGAGGUGCUUGCCUUUCUUAUGCAUUGGAAAAUUUCCCAGAAAAGAUCUCCAAAGCAAUCUUCCUUUGUGCUACAAUGGUGUCUAAUGGUCAGAGACCUUUCGAUGUGUUUGCAGAAGAGCUUGGUUCUGCUGAACGUUUCAUGCAAGAGUCAGAGUUUUUGAUUUAUGGAAACGGAAAAGAUGAGCCACCUACAGGGUUCAUGUUCGAGAAACAGCUAAUGAAAGGGUUAUAUUUCAACCAAUCGCCAACAAAGGAUGUAGCUUUGGCCAUGGUUACCAUGAGACCUACUCCACUGGGUCCUAUAAUGGAGAAACUGUCACUGUCCCCCGAGAAGUACAGAAGCGGACGGCGGUUCUACAUUCAGACAUUGGAUGACCGAGCUCUUUCACCGGAUGUGCAAGAGAAACUAGUAAGAGAGAACCCACCAGAAGGAGUUUACAAGAUUAAAGGGAGUGAUCACUGCCCAUUCUUCUCAAAGCCUCAGUCGCUUCACAAAAUUUUAGUAGAAAUUGUUCAGAUUCCUUAGCUUAAUUUCAAUAAAGAAGAGAAAAGAAAAGGGACCAUAUUCUUUAACCUUUAUUUCUAUUUGUCUCACAGAACACAACUGUUGGUUCAUUGUACGGCUCUUAAACUGUCAUAUGCCGUUCUUGUAUGUACAACUACCUUUCUGUAAUUAUUUUUUUUCUUGCAGUAAAGAGAAAAGCUGUUAUACA